UUGGAAAAUUUUUUAGCAUCUGUUGGCGUUACCGGGGACUCAUCCGAUUUCUUUGCAAGACUGUUAAACCUCUUAUUCGUCUAUUCUUCUUGGAAAUUUCAAAGUAGCUUUGCAAGUGCUGCCGAGCAAGCGAUGAUGGAGAAACUUGGUCCGACUGCCACUCCUAUUUGGGAUACAGUAUCGAAUAUGUCAUGGAUUCUUUUGAACACAGAGCCACUUUUGGAUUUCGACAGACCUACACUGCAUAAAAUUGUUCCCAUUGGUGGGCUAGGUGAAUGGAAUCGAACGCUUAAUAUCAGGCAAAGGAAUGUGCUCGUUUCUUUUGGUAGUGUGGCAACCACUUCGAAAAUGCCUAAGGAGAUGAAGCAGACAGUUCUAAAUGCAAUAAAGUCGCAUCCGGACAUUACGUUCAUAUGGAAGUAUGAUCAGUUGGAUGAUCCUGCUGCUGCUGGUGUAGACAAUCUUAUUCUCUCAAAGUGGACUCCACAAACAGACCUAUUGGGUAUCAGUGCAACGUUCGGGAAACCGCUAGUGGCCAUUCCCUUGUUUGCUGAUCAGAUGAGGAAUGCACAGCUGGCUGAAAAAUUUGGCUUUGGUGAGUACCGAAUGGCAGCUCUUCGAAUGAAGAACCUUCUCAAACAUCGUCCUUUCACUCCGCAGGAGAAAUUAGUCAAGACAGUCGAAAUUGCUGCUCAGUUCGGCGAUAUGCCUGAAUUGAAAGUGUCAGGAAGGAAGUUGGGGUUUGUUGUGUAUUACAAUCUUGAUCUGCUAGCAAUGCUCUUCGCAAUCUUCGCUCUAAUGACUGUCGUUCCACUUUAUCUUCUUUAUCGAUGUACUCGUAGGCGUUCUUUCGAUACGAAAUUAAAACCUCAAUAG
This is a messenger RNA of Haemonchus placei, 876 nucleotides long. Lineage: Eukaryota; Metazoa; Nematoda; Chromadorea; Rhabditida; Trichostrongylidae. The record is from the annotation of a GenBank genome assembly.